Molecule: messenger RNA, 911 nt
Organism: Cygnus atratus (black swan)
Lineage: Eukaryota; Metazoa; Chordata; Aves; Anseriformes; Anatidae
Gene: CENPS
Product: centromere protein S
Exons: 5
Coding region: 47-469 (140 amino acids)
Biological process (GO): resolution of meiotic recombination intermediates; replication fork processing
Cellular component (GO): Fanconi anaemia nuclear complex; FANCM-MHF complex
Molecular function (GO): chromatin binding; protein heterodimerization activity
Source: RefSeq, a predicted model, not a curated record
GCGGCCCCGCCUCCGCGCUGGGCGGGAAACCGCGCCCGGGCCGGCCAUGGAGGAGGCGGGCGGCGAGCAGCGGGUGCUGCUCACCCAGAGGCUGCGGGCUGCGGUUCACUACACGGCCGGCUGCCUGUGCCAGGACGUCGCUGAAGACAAGGGCGUGCAGUUCAGCAAGCAGGCCGUCGCGGCCAUCGCGGAGAUCACCUUCAGGCAGUGUGAAAACUUUGCAAGAGACCUCGAAAUGUUUGCCAGGCAUGCAAAACGAAGCACAGUCAAUUCAGAAGAUGUGAAGCUUUUGGCUAGAAGGAGCAAUUCUUUGCUACAGUAUAUCACACAGAAGAGUGAAGAGCUCACAUCAAAUAACAUGGAGCAAAAGGAGAAGAAGAAAAAGAAGUCCAGUGCAGCUAAGGGAAGGAGAACUUCUGAGGAACAAGAAGCACCAGUGUCUGAAAGUGAAGAUUCCAACAUGGCAUGAUUUACCUUUCAAGUAACUUCUCUGGUCAUUUUCUCAUACUGUCCUAGAAGACCAAAGUUAGCGUACCAGCGAUUGCCCUUGCAGGUUAGCAACAGUAACAAGUCUUUACUUUUUUUAGGUGAACAUGAUUAGUUGUAUUUUUUGUUCCAAAACUGAAAGGGCUGUCCAGAAUUCAGCGAUGUAUACAGGCAAAAUGCCUUAAUUGCUCACUAAACACUAUCUUACUGUUAUUUAAAAGAAAAUCCUUUACUGAAAGAGUUUAAAGCAAAGCAUUCCCACUGAGCAUAAGGCCUCAGUAUGUGCAACUCUCUCCAUGCAACAACUUAGUUUUUCUACUAAUUGAUCUCUUCCUCAUUUCCACUUCUGUUUUUUUAGGUAUUUUAUUUUCUUUUUAUUAGGCAUAUCGCUUGUUCUCUCGACAAUUAAAGCAUAUUUUGUGUAA